This is a messenger RNA of Triticum turgidum subsp. durum (durum wheat), 2955 nucleotides long. The record is from the annotation of a GenBank genome assembly. NCBI's taxonomy places the organism in Eukaryota, Viridiplantae, Streptophyta, Magnoliopsida, Poales, Poaceae.
AUGGCGCAGUCGUCGUUGCGGCGGUGGGCGGCGAGGGUGGUGGCGUUGGUGGUGGUUCUUGGGCUGUUGUUGGCGGCGGCUGCGGCGGAGGAGGGAGAUGGAGGGGGAGGGGACGGGGCGGCGCUGAUGGCCCUCAAGGCGGGCUUCGGCAACGCCGCCAACGCGCUCGCCGACUGGGACGGCGGCCGCGACCACUGCGCCUGGCGGGGCGUCGCCUGCGACGCCAACUCCUUCGCCGUCCUCUCCCUGAACCUGUCAAAUCUGAACCUGGGUGGGGAGAUCUCGCCGGCGAUAGGGGAGCUCAAGGCCCUACAGUUCAUGGAUCUCAAGGGGAACAAGCUCACAGGCCAAAUCCCAGACGAGAUUGGGGACUGCGUCUCCUUAAAAUACUUGGAUUUGUCCUUCAACCUGCUGUAUGGAGACAUCCCCUUCUCCAUCUCCAAGCUCAAGCAACUCGAGGAUCUGAUUCUGAAGAACAACCAGCUCACGGGACCCAUCCCUUCCACACUGUCCCAGAUUCCAAAUCUCAAAAUCUUGGAUCUGGCGCAGAACCAGCUUACAGGCGACAUCCCAAGGCUAAUCUACUGGAAUGAAGUUCUGCAAUACCUAGGCUUGAGGGGUAACUCACUCACUGGAACCUUGUCACCUGACAUGUGCCAACUCACUGGCCUGUGGUACUUUGAUGUGAGGGGCAACAAUCUAACAGGAACGAUUCCACUGAGCAUAGGGAACUGCACAAGCUUUGAGAUUCUGGACAUUUCAUAUAACAAAAUCUCUGGAGAAAUACCUUACAACAUAGGUUUCCUUCAAGUAGCUACACUGUCACUUCAAGGAAAUAGACUGACUGGGAAAAUUCCAGAAGUGAUUGGCCUCAUGCAAGCUCUUGCUGUUCUUGAUCUGAGCGAAAAUGAACUAGUAGGUCCCAUUCCUCCGAUACUCGGCAACCUAUCCUACACGGGCAAACUAUAUUUACAUGGCAAUAAACUUACUGGAGAAGUACCACCAGAACUUGGGAACAUGACGAAACUUAGCUACCUGCAACUGAACGACAAUGAAUUAGUUGGCACAAUUCCAGCUGAGCUUGGGAAACUUGAAGAGCUAUUCGAAUUAAAUCUUGCCAACAACAAUCUUGAGGGUCCUAUUCCUACAAACAUCAGUUCUUGCACUGCACUAAACAAAUUCAAUGUUUACGGCAAUAGAUUAAACGGUUCUAUCCCUGCUGGUUUCCAGAAUUUGGAGAGUUUGACUAACUUGAAUUUAUCCUCGAACAAUUUUAAAGGCCAUAUCCCAUCUGAACUUGGUCAUAUCAUCAAUUUGGACACACUGGAUCUUUCCUACAAUGAAUUCUCUGGACCAGUUCCUGCUACUAUUGGUGAUCUUGAGCAUCUUCUUCAACUAAAUUUGAGCAAAAACCUUCUUAGUGGGUCAGUGCCUGCUGAGUUCGGAAACUUGAGAAGCAUCCAAGUAAUUGAUUUAUCCAACAACGCAAUGUCUGGUUAUCUCCCUGAAGAACUAGGCCAACUUCAGAACCUUGAUAGUUUGAUUCUUAACAACAAUACUUUGGCUGGGGAGAUCCCUGCUCAGUUGGCUAACUGCUUCAGCUUAAACAUCUUGAACUUGUCAUAUAACAACUUCUCUGGACAUGUCCCAUUGGCUAAGAACUUCUCAAAGUUCCCCAUGGAAAGCUUCUUGGGAAAUCCGAUGCUGAGUGUUCACUGCAAAGACUCCAGCUGUGGCAACUCUCAUGGAUCAAAAGUGACUAUUCGGACAGCGAUUGCUUGCAUCAUCUCGGGCUUCGUCAUAUUGCUCUGUGUUCUGCUAUUGGCGAUAUAUAAAAUAAAGCGACCACAGCCACCUAUCAAAGCAUCUGAUAAACCAGUGCAAGGACCUCCAAAGAUAGUGCUCCUCCAAAUGGACAUGGCUAUCCAUACCUAUGAUGAUAUUAUGAGGCUGACAGAGAACUUGAGUGAGAAAUACAUCAUCGGCUAUGGCGCUUCAAGUACCGUGUAUAAAUGUGUGCUCAAGAGUGGCAAGGCCAUCGCUGUGAAGCGGCUCUACAGCCAAUACAACCAUGGCGCCCGUGAGUUCGAGACGGAACUGGAGACAGUCGGUAGCAUCCGGCACAGGAAUCUUGUCAGCCUUCAUGGCUUCUCACUCUCUCCUAAUGGAAACCUGCUCUUCUACGACUACAUGGAAAACGGUUCCUUGUGGGAUCUUCUCCAUGGUCCAUCAAAGAAGGUGAAACUUGACUGGGAGACCCGACUGAGGAUCGCGGUUGGCGCGGCACAAGGGCUGGCCUAUCUGCACCAUGACUGCAACCCUCGGAUAGUCCACCGAGACGUCAAGUCCUCCAACAUCCUGCUCGAUGAGCACUUUGAAGCGCAUCUCUCGGACUUCGGCAUCGCCAAAUGCGUCCCGGCUGCCAAGACCCACGCAUCCACUUAUGUGCUAGGAACCAUCGGCUACAUCGAUCCGGAGUACGCCCGGACGUCGAGGCUGAACGAGAAAUCCGACGUGUACAGCUUCGGUAUCGUUCUUCUGGAGUUGCUCACGGGGAUGAAGGCCGUCGACAAUGAUUCCAACUUGCACCAGUUGAUAAUGUCGAGAGCGGACGACAACACGGUGAUGGAGGCGGUGGACUCGGAGGUGUCGGUGACGUGCACGGACAUGGGGCUGGUGCGGAAGGCGUUCCAGCUGGCCCUGCUGUGCACCAAGCGGCACCCCAUCGACCGGCCGACGAUGCACGAGGUGGCCCGGGUGCUGCUCUCGCUGAUGCCGGCCCCCGCCGCCGCAAAGCCCUACUCCUACGCGGCGACGGACGCCUCCAAGAAGGUGGACUACACGCGCUACCUGGCAGCGGCGACGACGCCCGACGACACUGCCGGCGACAACAGCUCCUCCGACGAGCAGUGGUUCGUGCGGUUCGGCGAGGUCAUCUCCAAGCACACCAUGUGA